UAUCAUUAACUAAAUUUACCUGUAGAAGUUUCAACAUUUCAUUUCAAGAUUGAUUUAUAUUACUACGUAAUUGUUUACAAAAUUAAUUUUCAAACACUGAAUGAUAAAUAUACUACGUUAAAUAUGCGUACAAUUUGUAAUUGUGAAAUUCCAUUAUUUGCCACAAGUGUAAAAGUUCAAUCAAGAGAACAGGAAGAAAGGAAAGAGAAUCACUUUAUAAAGGACAUUACUGCAACCUGAAAAAAAUGACUGCCAUUCAUUCAUACCAGAAAAGAGAGUUUAAUCCGAACCCAUUGGAUCUCGGACACGUUUCAUUAUCCUCUGCAUUUCAAAUACGUUUCGUAAGAGAGAACAUUGUUGAAUCUGGAAGAAUGGUAGGAUUGACACAAGAUAUAAAACCAUUUCUACAAGCGUCGAGAAUUUUUGGAUGUGGACCACACGUUAUAACCGAUGAAGAUAUUUUGGUGACUAAACGUGGCAUGAUAUAUACGUUUUUAUGGAUGUCCAUAUAUUUGAGUACCUGUAUUAUCGGUAUCUAUUUAAUAAUCAUUGAUACCGAAGUAGAAUACAAGAGCUUUUUGUUGACUCUUGCGAGAACAAGUCUAUCCUACAUUUGUCUUUUUACCGAUGCUGUUCUUUCGAUUGUCUGGAAUGGGAAAAUUCGUGCUGCCUUUGUCCAAUUACGAAACUUCGAUCGUACUAUCAGAUUUAAUGAACGUUCAACCAAAAGCAAUAAUGCACGUCGCAAAUGUCAAGCUUUAGUCUUAAUUACUUUCUUGGUUUGGUUUGCCGUUGGAUAUACGAUGUUUUAUGUGUGUGGGUGUACGUGUAUGUAUGUGCACAGUUGCGAAGAAUCUGCCCCGAUGUUUAAUGGCAUUACUUAUGGGAUGGUGAACGCGGCGAUAUCAAUGCAGCUACUGAAAUUUGUUGGGUUGUCCUUCGUCCUCUAUCAAAGGUUUCGAAGGCUUUGUGAGAUACUAUUACUUCCUGAAGAUGGGAAGAUCAUGGUGGUGGAUCAAGCGAGAAUGAACUUUCGUUUGGAAGAAAUAUGGUGGUUGCAUUGUUGUUUGUCGAAUGCUACUCAAAUAGUUAAUUCGGUUUAUGCAGCAUCACUUUUCUUUUGGAUCAUCAGUAUGUCUUUUAAUACUCUUUCAAGACUUUACACGAUCAAUGGACACGACGAAUUGCCGACUCUAUUACUUGUACGAGAAUCCUUGUUAAUUUCUGCUUGCAUUGGGAAUCUAUUUUUGAUCAUAGCGAUUUGUCAUGUUACUGCAUCUCAGGCAAAUGACGUAGGAAAAAUAGCCUUUUCACCACUCUCUUCGGUCAUUGGAAAACGAAAUUUCACACAGGAUAACAUCGAGGUUGCUGCAUAUUUUCAGCUAAGGAAAGUCUAUUUUUUUGCUGGUGGUGGUAUGAUUCGCAUCGAUCUGUCUCUUCUUCUUACGAUAGCUUCAGGAAUAAUGACAUAUCUGGUGAUCUUACAUGCCAAUAACGUGUGAUCUCUAAUACACAUCGAAGAUGAACUUCCACUCUGAUUCUCAUUCGUUAAUUAUUUUUCACGUGACAGAUUGCUUUGUUGUCAUUUUAUUGAUGUAAAAGAACUACGAGUACCUGGAAAGAAUAUAGUGAAAAAGGAUAAUUAAAUCGAUUAAUAUUUCAUCGAAACUAAUCGU
Messenger RNA from Polistes dominula (European paper wasp), 1676 nucleotides. RefSeq lists its product as uncharacterized. The record is from RefSeq and is a predicted model, not a curated record. NCBI's taxonomy places the organism in Eukaryota, Metazoa, Arthropoda, Insecta, Hymenoptera, Vespidae. Gene Ontology annotation, cellular component: membrane. Gene Ontology annotation, biological process: sensory perception of taste.